Molecule: messenger RNA, 1062 nt
Organism: Pochonia chlamydosporia 170
Lineage: Eukaryota; Fungi; Ascomycota; Sordariomycetes; Hypocreales; Clavicipitaceae
Product: mitochondrial cation transporter
Exons: 3
Coding region: 1-1062 (353 amino acids)
Biological process (GO): mitochondrial transmembrane transport; monoatomic ion transport
Cellular component (GO): mitochondrial inner membrane
Molecular function (GO): monoatomic ion transmembrane transporter activity
Source: RefSeq, a predicted model, not a curated record
AUGUCGGCGUCGUUACCUGGGAAUAGGGACCUUCCGGUUUCGCAGUAUGAUCUGGGGACGUAUCUGGGGAGGGUGAAGCAUGCGGUUGGGUUGACGGAUCCGAGCACCCUCCUCGCCGGGACGAGCGGUCUCGAAAGCGCAAAGCGCCUCGUCACGGAAUACAAGACCGGAAAGAUAGCACACAUGACGCCCGAGCUAUGGCAUGCGAAAAAAGUAGUCGACUCGACUCUCCAUCCCGACACCGGCGAGCCCGUGUUCCUCCCCUUCCGCAUGUCCUCCUUCGUCAUAACCAACCUCAUCGUCACGGCUGGCAUGCUGCAGCCCGGCCUCCAAACACCCGGCAUAAUCGCAUGGCAAAUCGCCAACCAAUCCCUCAACGUGGCCAUCAACUCCGCCAACGCGAACAAAUCGUCCCCCAUGUCGACCGCCACGCUCGCAAAGUCCUACGCCGUCGCCGUGUCGGCAUCCUGCUCCGUAGCACUGGGCCUCAACUCGCUGGUGCCCCGACUGCGCGUCACGCCCGCGACACGCAACAUCCUCAGCCGGCUGGUGCCCUUUGCGGCGGUCGCGACGGCCGGCGCUCUAAAUGCGUAUCUUAUGCGUCGGGGAGAAAUCACCACUGGCAUUGAUGUGCGGCCCGUGCUGUCAGAGGAUCAGAAGAGGAAAUUGCAGGAGGAGGGGAAAUCUGAGCGCGAUGUGCCUAGCUUGGGACGGUCGCAAAAAGCUGCCAAGCUGGCUGUGUAUGAGACUGCGGCUAGUAGGGUGUUCAACAGCUCGCCUAUUAUGAUUAUCCCGCCGAUGGUGCUGUACCACAUGCAGACCAAGCAGGCUUGGUAUAGGAACAUGAUGGAGGGUGCGUAUAUCAAGUCGCGGCCGAGACUGGCGGCCGGUAUUCCGAUUGGCUUGAAUUUGGUGCUUAUUGCGGCUACGUCGUUUGCGGUGCUGCCGUUGGCGCUGGCUGUGUUCCCGCAGCAGCAGGAGAUUGCGGCGGAGAGCUUGGAGGAGGAGUUUAGGGGGAAGGGCGGGUAUAACGGCAAGGUGUGGUUUAAUAGGGGUUUGUAG